Messenger RNA from Sugiyamaella lignohabitans, 771 nucleotides. It is a transcript of the gene RRP7, whose product is annotated as Rrp7p. Lineage: Eukaryota; Fungi; Ascomycota; Dipodascomycetes; Dipodascales; Trichomonascaceae. Gene Ontology annotation, molecular function: nucleic acid binding. Gene Ontology annotation, cellular component: UTP-C complex; CURI complex. The record is from RefSeq and is a predicted model, not a curated record. Gene Ontology annotation, biological process: rRNA processing; ribosomal small subunit assembly. The transcript has a single exon. Bases 1 to 771 code for a protein of 256 amino acids.
AUGACCCUAGAGCUACCGGACCAAAUAAACGGAUUCAUUCCGAUUCCGCUUCUGGUGAGAGAAAGCACCAGUGAUACUGAGCCUGUAUAUCAUAUUCUAUACGCCAAGAAGCAUCAAACUCAUAAGACUGGAUCCACUGAUAAUACCACUGAUAGAACCAUAUUCAUUACAAACCUUCCCGUGGAUGCGUCACAUUCAUCAAUAAAGUCACUGUGUCAUUUUCUAGGGAACACUAUUUUAGAAAGCUUUAUUCCAGAGAAGAACUACAAUAGAGGACUGGUAGUACUCGUAGAUAAGGCGUCGUGCUCGAGAUUUCUCACCAAAGCAAAACAACAGAACCCCGUGCCAUGGUCACCUCAGGAACCAACUGGCUCAGAAGCAUACUAUCUGAAAAACCGCAUUAAAUAUCCCGACGAAGGAGAGCUCCAACAUGAGGUAGACACAUACAUGGAAGAGUUUGCCCAGGCAGAGGAGACCAAACGGCAACAAGUCGUUGAUAAGCUUAACUUGGUCGAUGAAGACGGAUUCACAAUGGUGGUUGGAAGUAAGCGCAAGUCGCUUGCUGGAAUUGCCACGGCCCAGAAAGCCACCGAGCAGUUCGUGGCCGAACAGUCUGCCAAGAAAAAGCGCAAGAAGGAAAAGGCCGACUUCUACCGAUUCCAAAUCCGAGAACAGAAGAAGACCGAGAUGAAUGAUCUCCUACGCCGAUUCCAGCAGGAUAAGCUCAAGGUCAAAGAACUCAAAGAGCGCAAGCGCUUCAAGCCAUACUAA